AACCUAUGCCAACUUUUAUAAUAGGAACCGAUCUUACAGCUUUCCGCAAUGACCUUAUAGAUGUGCUCAUCAGUUCUUUGGAAUAGCCUGCUGCACACAGUUGUUCACUCUGCUGCAACCAGUGUACACCCUUUCUCUACUCAGGCUGCAGUUGAAUACUAAGAAAGCCAUGGCUGUCCAGCAGCAGAUCACCACUGUAACCACCACCCAGAGCUCAGGGCAAUGGAGCACAGGACUGUUUGACUGCUGCUCUGACAUGGGCACAUGUUGCUGUGCCACUUGGUGCUUCCCCUGUUUUCAGUGUCAGACGGCCUCCCACUACGGCUGGUGUGCCUGUAUGCCCCUGCUGGACCCAUGUGCCUUUAUGGCUGUCUCCUGCUGCAUGCGCUCCUCCAUGAGAGAACGCUAUGGCAUUCAGGGUUCGAACUGCGUGGACGUCGGGUUGGUGUGUUGCUGCUACGCUUGUGCCUGGUGCCAGAUGGCUCGUGAGGUUAAGACACGGACCACAUCGGGCAUCCAGCAGGUUCACAUGGUCACCCAACAGCUUCACGUGGCUUAGGACCCAGAAAAGAGAGUGGUAAACUAGAUGGCCAAGCAAGAAGUGCAAUUUCACCAGAAAUGUUGAGCAAGUGCUUUAACUUUUUGUUCCUUAUCUUGCGUGACGGUUAACAUGGGGGCGUACUGUUUGCAUUUUAUAGUUUGAAAAAGAACACACUUCCAUAAUUUUGCUAUCAUGGCUGAAUAGUGACGUCCAUAAAUGAGGGCCAUGCAUAUAAUACCACUACAAUCUAUAGCAACCAUACUGUGUGUUGAAUGUACUGUAUACUUCAGAUGUGUCUUUAGGAGAGAAAUGCUAUACCAUCAUUAUUGUCUGAAUAACCAUUGAAUGUUCAUGUCAGGCUUUAAAACAUUAUAAACAGCUUACCAUGUACUUGC
This is a messenger RNA of Oncorhynchus gorbuscha (pink salmon), 936 nucleotides long. Its product is annotated as cornifelin homolog A-like. NCBI's taxonomy places the organism in Eukaryota, Metazoa, Chordata, Actinopteri, Salmoniformes, Salmonidae. The record is from RefSeq and is a predicted model, not a curated record. The coding region runs from base 170 to 559 and encodes 129 amino acids. The transcript is spliced from 4 exons.